Messenger RNA from Calliphora vicina (urban bluebottle blowfly), 8517 nucleotides. It is a transcript of the gene Dmtn, whose product is annotated as transmembrane and coiled-coil domain 2 protein Dmtn. The transcript has 13 exons. The record is from RefSeq and is a predicted model, not a curated record. Gene Ontology annotation, cellular component: endomembrane system. The coding region runs from base 815 to 2899 and encodes 694 amino acids. NCBI's taxonomy places the organism in Eukaryota, Metazoa, Arthropoda, Insecta, Diptera, Calliphoridae.
GAAGAAUAGAGAAAAAAAUAGAGGAGAAAGAAAAAGAAGAAGAGAAAAAAACUGUGUAAAUUUUCACUUGAUUUUAUUUAUUCAGUUUGUUGUUAUUGUCUUCAACUAAUAAGUAUUUAAUAAAUUUUGUUUUUAAAAGUGGAAUGUGUGUGUUGCGGUGCAUUUGUUUUGUUGUUGAAAUAUUUAUGAAAAUAAUUGUUUAAACUAAAAGCUAUAAAAAGCAAAUGCCCAAAAAAUAUGGGGUGGAUAAAUUAAAAAAGAAAUUUAAACAAAAAAUAAAACCUAGCAAAAAAAGUGUAAUAAUAAAAUAACAAACAAAACUGUCAAAAAAUUAUUUGUUUUAAAUUAACAAAAAUAAGUGUGUGUUUUUUAACAAAAAAAGUUUGCUAAAUUAUCUAAUAACUAAUAGAAAUUUUAUUUCGUUUUGUUUUUUUUUUAACAGCAAAUCUGUAAUUAUUUGGACUUUUAGUUAUAAAUUUUCUUGGCCGAAAUUUUUAAGAGAACAAAUUCUUAUCAUUAGUUGGACAAUUAAAGAAAAAAAUGGCAUAAAUUCCCCCAGCAUUAUGGAAAUGUUUUGACUUUGAAAGCAUUAUAUUGAUUAUAAAACAAAUUAGAAUAAAAAUUAACAUUUAUUUUGUAAAUAAAAAUAAAAUGUUGUAUUUGAGAAAUCAUUAAAAUUGAUUUGAGAUUUAUAUAAUAACACUGCAGCUCUCUUUAAGACACUCUCUCAUUGUGAGUGUGUGCAUUUGCUGAAAGAGAAAGAGAGUGGGCUGGCGCGUUGAAAAAGAGUGCAGUAGAAAUUCCUUAACAAAUUAUGGAUGGUUUACAUCUGGGUAGUCAAUUAGCUAAAGAUCAAUUGUUGCCGAUGCAACCACCCUCAUCAUCAGCAGUCUCAUCAUCAUUGUCACUGCAACAGCAGCAGCAGCAUCAUCCACAACAACAUUUAUUAUUACAAACUCGAACCGGAAGUCAGUCACUUUUGCGCACAAGUAGAUCACCAUCCGCUACUCGUAGCACCGAACAAAUGUCCAGAGAGCGUGAUCAUCAUACUCAUCAUCAUCGCGGUGAUAGCGCCGAAUCAUCGUCUUCGGCCGCUGGCGUGGCAUUUGCAGCUGGCCCCACAGUAUCUACGGCUGCGGCUGCAAGUAUAGCAGGCCUAACACCGGCCACGGCAACGAGUGCUACCAGCAGUAGUGGCACAAUGACUGGCAGUGUGGGCAGUGGUGGUGGCGUGGGUGUGGUGGGCGUGACCGCCUUUCGCGGGUUUCGCAGUCAAUCGCCCUCGAAUCGUCGCAGUCGCGAUCGCAAUCGUACACACGCUCGUACCCAUGGCUCGGAUCAGGGUGGCCUGUUGGCCUAUCAUGGCGCCAUGGGUGUUAGCGGUAUGCCUCUGGGAGGUGUUGGUGGUUUAGCUGGUGAUUUAACUAAUAUGGAUAUAGGUUUAAGUAGUGCUGGUGGUUCUGGUGGUAUCAUAGAAGAUUCACGUUUAUCAGGCAAUGAAGAUCUGUGCUAUCAAUCGUUUGUCUCCGAUGAUUUAGAUGGCAAUCCUCAUGGUUCAUUGGGCGAUAGUAGUAAAAAACACCAUCGUCGUCAUGAACGCACUUUAAGUUUACAAGCUUUAGAUCGUUUAAAUACAAAAAUUCAAUGUACAAAAGAGUCCAUACGCAAAGAACAAACUGCCAGAGAUGAUAAUGUUAAUGAAUAUUUAAAAUUAGCCGCCAGUGCAGAUAAACAGCAAUUGCAACGAAUAAAGGCUGUUUUCGAAAAGAAAAAUCAAAAAAGCGCACACACUAUUUCCCAACUACAAAAGAAACUGGACAGUUACACGAAACGUGUCAAAGAUUUGCAAAAUCAACAAUUUCAUAAUAAAUCACAACACCGACAACCGCGCGAAGUUUUAAGAGACGUGGGCCAGGGUCUAAGAAAUGUGGGUGGCAAUAUACGUGAUGGCAUUACUGGAUUCUCAGGGUCUGUUAUGUCCAAACCUAGGGAAUUUGCACAUUUGAUUAAGAAUAAAUUUGGCAGUGCUGAUAAUAUCAAUCAAAUGUCAGAAUCUGAAUUGAAUAGUUUAAACAUGCCUGUGAAUCAACAUGAUAUGUUGGGCAGUACCACGCCUAACAAUGCUAUACCCAACGCCUCAACGGGUUCGGGCGGUGGUGGUGGCGGCAUUAAUGCCGGUGGUGCUGGCAGUGGUAAAUUUAAUAGUGAAAAUGGCAGCGAGUGUAGCAGCGUCACAAGUGAGAGUAUACCAGCCGGCUCUGGAAAAAGUCAAUCGGGUGCCAGCCAGUAUCAUAUUGUUUUAAAAUCCCUAUUAACCGAAUUGGCCGAACGAAAAGCAGAAAAUGAAAAACUGACUGAGCGUGUGGAACGUUUAGAGAAUGCUCAAAAAGAGGUGAACAAUCUGACAGCGACACUGGAAAGUGAACGUUAUCGUGCGGAAAGUUUAGAGGAACAAAUUAAUGAUUUAACGGAAUUACAUCAGAAUGAAAUCGAAAAUCUAAAACAAGCUAUAGCCGAUAUGGAAGAAAAGGUGCAAUAUCAAAGUGAUGAACGUCUGCAAGAUGUCAAUGAAGUUCUAGAAAAUUGUCAAACUAGAAUUUCCAAAAUGGAACAUUUAUCUCAACAACAAUAUGUAACCGUCGAAGGCAUAGAUAACUCCAAUGCCCGGGCUUUGGUGGUGAAACUUAUAAAUGUGGUAUUAACUAUAUUGCAAGUAGUGCUGUUAUUAGUGGCCACAGCGGCCGGUAUUAUAAUGCCAUUUUUGAAAACUAGAGUCCGCGUUUUAACCACUUUCUUAUCGAUAUUUCUUAUAAUUUGUGUGAUACGCCAAUGGCCUGAUGUUCAGGAUAUUGGCGCUGGUUUAUUGCGUCAUUUGAAACAGUCGUUGGUUGUUAAAUAGAUUUAUGUACGACGUGCUUUGUCUGUAUAUAUUAAAAACAAAUUGCACUCUUUAUUUUUGUAUGUAUUACACGUGCUACGAAAUGAAAAGAGCUUAAAUUAAUGGUGUAUAAAAUUAUUAAGCACAGUCCGUUUAUAUAUAUAAAUAUUUAAAUUAUAAAUAAUAAUAAUAAGUUAGUAAAGAAAACAAAACAUUAAUCAUUUAAACAAAAAAAAUUCCUAAAACAUUUAUAAUUAAAUCAUUUUUAAAAAAUAAUUAUUAUAAAUAGCAAGAAACAUCACACUUAUAUUUAAAAAAAAAUACAUAAACACCACCAUUAGACCAACCAAAAACGACCACCUUUAAUUCAACAUCUUCAUUAUUAUUAUUUCUUUUUAUUUUGGAAAAGAAAUUUCUAAAUUAAGAUCCAUUUAUACAUCCUUUAGUUUUAAUGUAAAUUAUAAGAAAAUAAAACAAAACAGAAAAACAAUGAAAAAUGUAGCUAUAAUUAGUGAAAACAUAAAACCCACAACAUUUGUGUAUUUGUUUAGAAUUCAUUUUUAUAUAUUACAUACAUAAUAAUAAAAAAACAACAAAAAUUUAAAUAAUAGUUUUAUUAAGAUUAAAAUUAAGAUUGUUUAACAAAAGUAGAAUUCAUAAAUUUUAAAUAUAUUUGUUCUGUAACUGAAAACUCUUAUGAAUUAUUAAAAAUUUUCACUGAAACUUCUAUUAAAACUUGAAAAGUUGUUAAACAUUUCUAAUAAUUUGUAAUAGUUGUUUUGUUAUUGAACAAAUGUAAUGUUUUUUUGUAUAAUAUGUAAGGUCCUUUAAGAAAUUUUGUUUAAUUUUCAAUAUUCGUAUCGAUGCUUCGAUGUUGACAGCUAGUAACUGUCAGUUAUGAGAUAAUUGUACCAAACUGUCAUUAUCUUAGAUAAUAGGUGUCAAGACCUUACCAUCGAUAUACCUUUUAAUUUUUAUAUAAUUUUUUUUUAAUUUAUUAAUAUUGGAUUGAUUCCCAUGCAAUGAAAUGAACAUGCUGAUCAUUGAUAUGUAAAUUGACUCUUACUUGCAUUUCGCCUCUUACAGUCACUUUGAACCACUCUUUAUUUCAACGCUUUAACUCCGAGAUCGUCAUAAAUAAUAACAUAUGUUAUGCACUUUUUAUCUCUGUUGUUCAGAAUUUGUUUCAUAAUUACACCUCUGUGCCUUGUUUUUGUAUUGUAUGCGAGAAAUUUAGCAUCUGAAAUAUCUAUGACCCUUUUGUUUAACACAAGAUCAGUAAGAUCAAAACGUCUUAAUGUUGUUUGAUAAAAACUAAAUGAUUAUUCGAAUUUUCAAAUCUGUUCGAUUAGAAUUUCUAUUUUCACAAAUUAUAGGAAUGAGGGACACUUGUGCUGUUAUUUUGUUUAUCAGAAAAGCUCUACAAAAAUGUCAAGUGACUACUAAAUAACUGCACCGAAAUCUUUUUGUGGUUUUUCAAGAUAAUUUAAAACGAUUUUUGUUGGAUCCAAAGAGAUUCUAUUAAAUUUAACUGGUCUUAGCCUGACAGCUGUUAUGUAAAUAAGAACAAAAUAAAGUACUAAUCAGAUAUGAUGGUUUUUUAUUAAUAUUUGAGUUGGUCAACGAUCUCCUGUAAGUUCUAAGCUGUCACUUGUAUGGGAACAGGUAAUUUAUUAAAUAAAAAGCUUUGUUCCCGUACAUGUCAGAUUGCAGCAGGGUUACUUCGUAAUUCGAUUCGAAAGAAAAUGCAAAUUUGAAUUACAAUAUAUUUAGCAUUUUGAUUCGAACAUUUUCGCCAUAAUAACCUCAUUACAUGAAACCUACAAAUCUGACUAGUUCGAAAAUCGGAAAGUAGUUUUCAUUCGAAAAGCAAAAUAUUCAAAAUCCGAUAGAAAUUGAGAACUAUAGAUAGACUUAAAUGCAGAUGAUGCAAUCCAUAAGUAACAGUUGGAUAUAAUCCACGAAAAACCCAACUCCCCUGCUUUCCUCAAUUACUUGGGAACAAAGGAUCGUCAGAAGUUGUAGUAGUACCAUUUGUAAUUCAGAUUGUAUUCGUGAAUGCUGUUGUCAGCAACUUUUUGCAUCUGAAAACUAAAUUAUUCAAAUAUUUUUGACUUAAAAAGUGAUGGCUAUAAUUAUGAACAUACUAAAAUCUCAAGUCUGUAAAUCACAAAAAAUAAAUGUUCUUAGAGUGUAGGCACUUACUUCUCUUUUUAUAUUUAUAUCUAAUUGAGAAAACGGGCAUCGCAUUUUUGAAACGAUUAAACACUUAUACAGAAACACGAACGGAAAACUAUUUUAAAAUUUGUGUAUGAAAAACACUCAACAAUUAUUUGAAAACUGAGAGGUUUUCAUACAAAUUUUAAAAAAUAAAUUUUCUGUCCAUGUUUCUGAACCUAGAUAAAUACACAUAGAUCGAGAAACUCUACGGUCAAAGACCUAACUCAGUUGUUAAAAACCUAAGAAGUGAUAAUGUAUUAGUCAUAGAUCGGAAACUCUUCUUUCAGGGAACUAACUCAUUGGUCAAAAACCUAAGUGGUGAGAAUGUAUAAAAAAAAGGAUCGGAAACUCUACUGUCGAAGACCUUACUCAGUUGCCAAAAACCUAAGGGGUGAGAAAGUAUUAGUAAAACAAACUGAAUAAUUUCCUUACUCAUUCUUGAAAUGAGUUUCCAAACAAAUAAUUAACUAUUGUAAUUGAAUAAUCCAAAAUAUAAGUGGGGAUAGUGAAAUUGAGGAGAACAGGAAUAAACCUGCAACAGUUACAUCAACUUCGAAUUAAUUUAUUAAAUUUGAGCAUAAUUCACUAAAAUCUUAAUUUUGAAUUAAAAAAAAAGUUCGCAUUUCCAUCUUCUAAACCAUUUUCAGGGAACUAAUUCAUUGGCAUUAUUCAAGAACUUGCAUAGAAUGUAUUCUUUAUUCAUUAUUGAUUUAAUUCAAAUCUAAUACAAAUUGAAUGAAACUAUUUAGAAUUUUGUUUUUAAUCUUUUGGAAAAUGUAUAAAGAAACAUUGUCUAAAGCUAAUUUGUAAAGGAUUUGAUUUAAAGAAUAAUUAAAUGAUUCAAUAAACAGGAGUUAAUUUUCAAAGAAAUAAAUUCAAUAAGUUUGAAGCCUAUGCAUUUAUUCGUAAUAAAUGAUUUUAAGGAAUGCUCAAAUUUAAUUCAACUUUAAUUAAAUUCAAAGUUAAUGAAUUCUUUCGAACUUUUGCCUGGUAUUGGGUCCAACUAUAAUUUGAAUCAAAUUAUCGGGAUUUCCCAAACAAACAUAAAAUAACCACCCCUAUCGCGAAUCAACAUUUCACAUGAAAUAUGUUCCCUUCUCCCAUUUUUCGUUCAUCAACUUUGUUCACGUGAAAAAAUUCCCCAUGUUAUGAAAUUUUUAGAUGGAAUUUUGUAAACAAUAAACAGCUGUUACGAACAAAAUCAACUAUUGUGAAUGAAAUGUUUAGGGGAAUAUCACGAUAGAAAUUUUCCCUUCGAGGGGAAAUAGAUAUUUCAUGGGAACAUAAAUUUCACAUGUUUUUCACGAUAGGGGUGAACAUUUUCUCAAAAAUGUUGCCUUUUUCUGCCUUACAUUUCAUUUAUUGGACUUAGAUCUAUAACUAAUAGAGAAUGUUGCCUUGUUUUUUAAUUUGAUUAUCAGCAAAAUUAUUAAUAAAAAUUCCCCGGGAUAUUAUUCCCUUUUCUUAUUUUUAACAAUGAAUUUGACUAGGAAAAAUAGGAAAAUGGGAAAAAACUCCCAAGGAAUUUUUAUUCAUAAUUGGGCUGAUUAUUUUACAAUAGUUCCUUAUUGAAAAACCUUCAUUUAACCCCUCCUUAAUGCAUUUAAACCCACCUUAUUAUAAUCAUUUCUAUACAUCUACUUUUGUUAAACAAUAUUUAAUUAAAUUUUAAUACUGCUAAAUAAUAAAAAGAAAACGAAAAGUAUUUAUUUUGCCCAAAAAAACAAAACAAAAAAAGUUGAGGAACUAAACUUUAAGUCCAACUAAAUUGUAAAUAAAAUAACAUUUUUUCUAAAUUACUAUAAAAACCAAAUUUAUAUUGUUAAAUUAAAAACAUUUUUAGGUAAAUUCAGAAUAUUUUUUUUCACAAAUAACGAAAACGAAACCAAAAUUGAAUAUAAAUUAAAAUAAAUUAAAUUAAAUAAACUUUUCCUAUAUGCUAAACAAACUUAUAAAAAAAAUGAGAAAGAAAAAAUUAAAUAAAAUACAAUGACUCUAACCUACCAAUAUGUAAAAACACAAAAAUUAAAGGGAAUUUUUACUAUAUGGGCAAAUAAAAUAGUGCAAUGGCUUUCUCAUAAAUUUAGAUCCAAAGUCGUGUGGACAAUAGCAGCUGAAUGUAAACUGUUUUUAUAAAUUUUACCAUGAGUGGCAAAGGUAAACUUGUCAUUCCGCUUGUAAUUUCAACAUUUUUCAUUUCAUGGAUCCCAUAAAGAAUAUAUAUUCUUUCCGUCUGUAUUUUGAAAUCAUCAUUCCGUAUGCCCCAAAUAACUUAAAUACAUGAUUCAUACAUCAAUAUAUCCGCUAAAGUCCCGGUUAGGUUGCUAUUUAAAAUCUAGAAAAUCGACUCACAAAUGUCUGAGAUAUAAGCAAAAAACCAUGACUACCUCGAUUUUUGACCUUUUUUCUAUAUCUGGAUUACUAUAGCAUUAAUAUAGGCAAUAUGGAUAUUUAUAAAUAGAUAUUUCAAAGACCUUUCCAAAGACGUAUAUUAAGCCAUAGUAAUUCGGACCUACAAUGGGUCAAAAUCCAGGACAAAUAUUUUUUAAUCCGAUUUUUUUAUCACCCAAAAAUUUUGUUUUAUCAUAAAUUUUAUUGAACACUGUUUUAUUUAUUCAAAAUUUAUUUUUCAUUACAAAUUUUUUUACAAAAAAAUUUUUUUUUUAACAAAAAGAAUUUUGAAGGGUAUAUAAGAUUAGGUGCAGCCGGAUAUCUGCUGACUUAUGCUGAUAUUUUACUCAAUUUAUGGGAAAGUCAUUAGGCCUUUGAUUAAAAUGUCAAUAGAGCUGUCAAAUUUCCUUUUGUUUACAAAAUAAACUAAACUAUUAUUAUACCCCACAAUAAUAAAUAAUUUAUUAGUUUAACCAACCUACAAAAAUAAUAAUAAUAAAAGAAAGUUAAAAUAAAAUAAUUACAAAAUACCUAUAGCGUAAACUUAUACGACGAAUAUAGUUUUUAAUUAAUUAUACAUCAAUUACUUUAACAAAACAACUCUUUUUCUAAAACUAUCUCUCUCUAUCUAGCUCUUUCUCUCUUUUUGUGUAGACCACUAAUUAAACGUUUAAUCAAUUAUUUAAUUGUUUGAAUGUUGAUGAUAAUUAUUUAUUUUUUUUUUAGUGAGAAAGUUAAAAAAGUGAUUGAAUUGUAAUAAUAGUUCUAAUUAUUAAUUAAUGAUAAACUUAAUUGUAAAAAAUUGAUGUAAUAUUUUUUUUAAUAAGUAACUAUAUAUAUAAUUAUUUUUUGAAUUUUAUAUUUUGAAGGCUCAUUUAUGAUUUGAUAUUUAUAAAUUAUUCUUUAUAUUUAUAAUGGAAAAUAAUAAUUUUUUUAUUCUUAUUUAUAUUUACGAAUAGCAAACAAAAACAACAACAAGAAAAUAUAAAUAAAUUAAAUAUAAAACAAAGAAAAGAAAUUGAAAAGAA